Danaus plexippus (monarch butterfly) is the source of this 772-nucleotide messenger RNA. RefSeq lists its product as uncharacterized. Bases 132 to 605 code for a protein of 157 amino acids. NCBI's taxonomy places the organism in Eukaryota, Metazoa, Arthropoda, Insecta, Lepidoptera, Nymphalidae. The transcript is spliced from 3 exons. The record is from RefSeq and is a predicted model, not a curated record.
UCUUAAUUCUUAUAUUAUGUCAAAAGUUUUACAAAACGCGGUGCAUGAAUUAUGAUAAACAAGAGUAUAGAAUACUUGUAUGUCGUGAAUUAAAAAUUAGGUGAAAAUAUAAAAAAAGAUCACUUUAAAAAAUGUCUGAAGAGAACAUAAUAAAUUGUCAUUUCGUCCCAAAGAGCAGUUUGAAGAAGGUUUUAGAUUUGAUGGAAACUCCAUUCAGAGCUAGAGAUAAAAGAUGUAAAAGGAACCUUGUGGACUUACAAACUUGCAAAAGUUUAUAUGAAACGGACUUACGAAGAAAAAACUGGAGGAAUGCGUACCAAAUGGCUUUGAGGCGAGCAAUUUACUCACAUAAUUGGAACCAACUUUUGUAUCUAUUGAAGAAAUCCCCAAUAUGGGAACAUGCCACCGAAAAAGCUGAUGAAUAUCCUAUUUAUAUAAGGGCUCUUACAAUUCUCCUCAUGAAUCAUCCGAGUGCAAAAUCCCAGUCGCUACUAAAUGACUACUUGCACAUGGUUUUAUCCUGUCGCUCGGAACAAGAUAAGAAAGCAAUUUAUAAGUCCUUACUCACACUUACUGAGAAAAUCUAUGGAAGAAAUAAUGAUUGAAGUUAUCGAGCUUUUUAAGUCAUUGUGAGAUUAAGUUGUACCGUGAGAGGAGAGUCCAUACAUAGCUUGUUUUUUUAAUAAGCUAUGGAUCAUUAUAAGUUAAUAAUAUAUUUAAUAAAUGUAAUUUUACAACUGUUUUUAUUAUGAUAAGAAAUUAAUAAAAGGUU